Molecule: messenger RNA, 3280 nt
Organism: Ictalurus punctatus (channel catfish)
Lineage: Eukaryota; Metazoa; Chordata; Actinopteri; Siluriformes; Ictaluridae
Gene: crdhl
Product: retinol dehydrogenase 13
Exons: 7
Coding region: 839-1825 (328 amino acids)
Source: RefSeq, a predicted model, not a curated record
CUGUCAGACAACCACACACACACACACACACACACACACACACACACACACACACACACACACACAGUAUCAAUUCCUAAUGUAAUGUAAAGAUGUAAGAUGUAAUUAUUAAUAAAUAAAAAAGGGGGGGGGGAUAUAUUCAGAAGUCUGUAUUUUUAAUGUGUUUUAAAGACAUCUUGCAAAAGGGGGGCCUCUGUCAAAUUUUAAUGCCAUUUGGGGGGCCUUGGAAAAGUUUGGGAACUUCUGGCCUAGGGUGCCACCAGCUUGGGGGUGCCAGUGAGUGCCCCAACGCCCCUGCCCCUGUCCAAUAGGAAUCUCGCCUAGGGUGCCAAAAUGUCCAGAAACGGCCCUGACCAGGAGUGUACUUUAAGUUAUAAAAAUAACAUUCCAUUAAUCAGUCUUGACAUUAAAAAGACUGCUUUUCUGCUGUUGUUAUAGAUUACUGCGGUCUAAUCUGGCAGCGCUUUAUAUGACAUGGUGGUUGGGUGUGCCUAUAGUCUGUUAUGUAAGAUUAUGAACAGUCAAAAUGAACAUUUGUCAGAAAAAAAACAAGAUUUCUUUCUUUUAUUUCCACUUUUGAGAUAUUUAACUGCACAGCUCAGUCUAUUUUAUUGUGGGCCCCGUUUAUCCAGCAGUAUACAGUCUGUAUAGUGAACACUUUGUGAGCAGUGGCUUUCUCAUAUGAUUAAGCCACAAACUCGUAUAUGCAGCUUAAUGCGAUAAACUCAGCCGUCCCUAUUCAUAGCCUGUGUGUUCAGAGCCACAAAGCCUUUGGUGAAGACAGCACACAAUUCUCAGAAGACGGUCGACGGAUAAGCAGGUCGUCAGUUUGCAUGAAAUGUGGGAACGAGUUCCGUUGUGUUUAUACGUGCAGUGUGGUGCAGUUCUCGCGCUCACAGUGGCCGGCUUUUUCUUGAUGCGGAAAUGGAUUGCUGGUGGCGUGUGCACAAGUCAAACUCACCUCAGUGGAAAAACAGUAUUGAUUACUGGAGCCAACACCGGCAUUGGCAAGGAAACAGCACAGGAUAUGGCUCGCCGAGGGGCUCGGGUUGUGAUGGCCUGUCGGGACCUGAGACGGGCUGACAUGGCUGUGCAAGAGAUUCGGCGAGCCACAGGAAAUGGGAAUGUGGUCAUCCGACACCUGAAUCUAGCCUCUCUUUAUUCCAUUCAUGAGUUUGCCAAAGAAUUCUUAGCCACUGAGGAACGUCUGGAUAUUCUCAUCAACAACGCAGGUGUAAUGAUGUGCCCCAAGUGGAUAACAGAGGAUGGCUUUGAGACACAACUAGCUGUCAAUCACCUGGGCCAUUUCUUGCUUACCAAUCUUCUGUUGGGAAUUCUCAAAAGCUCCGCCCCGAGUCGUGUGGUGAAUGUAUCCUGUAUUGCACAUGUUGGCGGAAAGAUUCAUAUUGAUGAUCUGUUUUUUGACAAGAGGCCAUACAACUCUCUGGAUAGCUAUAGACAGAGCAAGCUGGCCAAUGUGCUGUUCUCCAAAGAACUUGCUCAGCGGAUGAAAGGUACUGGGAUGACUUCCUACAGCUUGCACCCUGGAGUGAUCCAUACGGAAUUGGGCCGCCAUGUGAAGUCUCAGUACCCCCUGCUAAGUUCUGUACAGUCACCCGUUUCCUUCCUGCUAACGAAGACGCCCUGGCAGGGAGCACAGACCUCCAUCUACUGUGCUGUGACAGAGGGCCUGGAGGACAAGUCUGGAUGCUAUUUUAGUGACUGUGCUGAGAAGGAGCCUGCUCCAGAAGCUAAAGAUGAUGAGGUGGCGCAGAGACUCUGGGACGAAAGUGCUCGACUGGUGGGCUUGACUACAGUGCAGUAGUCUCAUCUACACCUUCUUCCAAUUCUGCAAAGAUCCACUCUAGUGAACUAAAUAGGCAAUCUGAUUGCAUUUGGGCAGUGCAGGGGAUCCAGGAGAAACUAAAAGAGCAGCAAAUCAUCUUUUUUACCCCUGCUGUGUGUAACUCUGCUGGUGAUGGCUGCAGACCAAAUACUCGCCACUUGUGUAGCAGAACAGAAAAUAGAAGAAUUCACUCUACUGGAGUCACCAAGCAACCAGAGAGAUUUGCAUUCAAAGUUUAUUUGAUUACACUUGAUUAUUCAUUCAGAAUAUCUGGGAACAAAGUUGUAUUUCUGGUCCAGCUUCAUUUUUACGUAAUGCUCUUAAUAAGGGAAUUCAGUUGAUUAAGGUUUUUAUUGUGAAAUUCAAAGCCUGUGUUUAAUGUAAUGUAUGUUUAUCUACAUGAUUUAAAGCCUUCAUUUGAAAAUAAGCACAAAAUUUAAUAUCACUCUAAUGUCAGUGAUAGUCUAUUAAAACAUGGUUCUUAAUGUGUAUGCUGUAUACAUAAAUUAUGAUGUACAGUAUAUAGAGCAUAGACAUGUACAUGGUAUAAGACAUGUAUAAUAUGUAUAUAUGCUUUAUAUCUGGUAAUUUUAGGAAGAGUGUUUGGCUCUGUACACCAGCAAAAAACAUAAUUUUGGUUUCACCGAAAGUAUCCAUAAAAUUGUUCAUACUGACAAUUUUGAGAACACUGUACAUUGUUUAUGUUAUGUAGGCUCUUUUUAAAAAAAAAAUUAAAACUGCCAUUGCAUCACCUUGUGCAGUGUCUUGUGUGCUGGCCUUGCAGAAUUUCAGUGACAUGUUCAGUGGGAGAUUUUUUUUUAAUUUACUGCAGCGUGAAUCACUUCUGACCCCUAGAUGGAAGCAAAGUAAGGGAAAAACUACCAGACAAAAGACUUUGGAUCAAGUUUUGGUCCAGUCUAAAUCUGUAUUUAGUACAAAUUUUGUUAGGCCUAUAGAUUUUUAUUUUAUGACUUCUAUAUUAUCUAGUCAGUACUAAAACAUUUUAAAUUUCCAAACAUUAGUUUUGUAGCACAAAAUUAAAUGCAACAGAAAAAGUUUGCAUGCCAGUAAAGAAUAAAGCAGCAUAAUAUGUAAGAGAUACUUCUAAGAUAAAAAAAAAAACUUAAUGAAGGCUGCUGGGUUUUGCUGAAAAAAUACGAAGCAAGUGCAACAGUCAAAGUUUCCAGAAGAACUGUGGGUGCAGGUUUUCAUUCCAAUGUUCCAAUCAUUUUUCCCUCCGCUCUGCUUAAAGCCCCAGUUCCAGCUGAAGAAAAACAGACCUAAAGCAUGAUGUUGUCGCCUCCAUGCUUCACCAUGGGGAUGGUGAUCUUUUGGUGAUAUGCUGUGUUUUUUGUGCUAAACUUAUAGAUUUUUAUAUUAUGGUCAAAAAGUUCAAAAAGUCUCAAAAAGUUUUUUUUUGCAAACUUUAGCUGG